Molecule: messenger RNA, 3160 nt
Organism: Bursaphelenchus okinawaensis
Lineage: Eukaryota; Metazoa; Nematoda; Chromadorea; Rhabditida; Aphelenchoididae
Source: the annotation of a GenBank genome assembly
AUGUAUCCUCUUCGACCAUUAACAGUAUUUUUUACUAACUACUGGCCGUACAACAACAACCUUUGCAAUCGGCUGCCAGUUUUGUAUCCAGCUAAUACCUGUUCUUAUCCUGGAUUGUGGGCUGAGGUAUGUUACUUAUUGUCCGGUAAAACUCUCAAACCGCCUUUUCCUCGCCAUUGCCCUAUCUUUGCCUGGCCUUUGUCCUGCCUUUCCCCUGCCUUUGCCCUGCCUUUGCCCUGCCUUUGCCCUGCCUUUGCCCUGCCUUUGCCCUGCCUUUGCCCUGCCUUUGCCCUGCCUUUGCCCUGCCUUUGCCCUGCCUUUGCCCUGCCUUUGCCCUGCCUUUGCCCUGCCUUUGCCCUGCCUUUGCCCUGCCUUUGCCCUGCCUUUGCCCUGCCUUUGCCCUGCCUUUGCCCUGCCUUUGCCCUGCCUUUGCCCUGCCUUUGCCCUGCCUUUGCCCUUGCUUGAGCCUUUUCAGGUUGUCGGAGUUAUAGCUAAAAAAGGUAACUACGAAAUCAUACCUUACGUUGUUGCUCAUGGUGAUGUAAAUCAAGAUACGUGGAAUAAAGUAAAUUUAAUACGGUUUUAUUUUUUUUUCAUUUUUUUUAAGACCUAGUAGUGAAAGCUAAAAACAAAAAAAAAAGUUUUUUUAAUUUUUUCAUAUUUUUCAGGCUGUCGGCCAAGAAGAAUAUCCCAUUUUAAAACUGUUAAACAACCAUACGUUUGAUACUUUAGCUGUGCCAUUUCAAAUGACACCUGAUCGUGAAGAAGUUGUUGGAUUUUCUCAUCAUGUUUAUAAGGUAAGUUUUUUUAAGGAUAUGGUAUGGUAGGGUAGGGUAGGGUAGGGUAGGGUAGGGUAGGGUAGGAUAGGGUAAGGUAUGCUUAACUACAGUAAAAAUGUUUUAAAAAUUGUAGAUCAGAGCCCGGCUCUACGCAGCCAGGUCAGACAGUUUGGACGCAAAUUACUGGAGUUUGUUUGAAAUUUACGAUUCUUUGAUUUGGCAGAUGUUGGCUUCGAUUUUGUUUUUGCAAUGUAUAUUCAGCAUGUUUAUAAGAUACGUUGAACAAAAGAACGGGAUUUAUAACAAGGAUGGUCUUAAUAUGGUAAGGAGGCAAUAAAGCCUAGAUUACUUCGGAAAAACCUACUUUACCCUACCCUACCCUACCUUACCCUACCCUACAUUUUUUCAUAAAAUUUUAAAUUUUAGACCGCCUGGAAAGUCAUUCGCUUACAAUUUUUUCAAGCCGACCACCUGCAUUUCUCUUACAGGGCAGGCAACUUCGGCCUCUUCAUCUUCUCCUUACUACAAUGUUCCUUUGUUUUUGGAAUUUUCGGCUCAUACCUGUUGUCAUCAAUGAUACGGCCAAAAUACGACCAAAAUGUGAAAAAGUUGGAUUAUAUAUUAGACGAGCUUUAUCACAACAGAAGAGAACUGAUUACCAUGACUGAAGACAAGUUUUUUCAAGAAAAAGUUGAUAGAGGAGAGGAAUAUCCGUUCGAUGAGUUUAAAAGAGUGUUGAGGGGGAAGCAGGUCAAGGUGUUCUUUGAUAGAGAAGGUAAGCUAGCUCAGAGCUCUUGUCCAGAGCCCUAGCCCAGAAGCCCAGAGCCCUAGCCCAGAGUCCUAGCCCAGAGUCCUAGCCCAGAGUCCUAGCCUAGAGUCCUAGCUCAGAGCCCUAGCCCAGAGCCCCAGCCCAGAGCCCUAGCCCAGGGCCCUAGCCCAGAGCCCCAGCCCAGAGCCCUGGCCCAGGACAUUAGUCCUAGCAUUACCUUAGUGUAUGCCAUUUUAUCCUAUUUAGUCUAGUCUAGUCGAGAAUAAUCAAUUAUAUCCUGGUCUAGUUUAGUCUAGUCUAGCCUUUGUUCUAUUCUUACCACCAAACGUUUCUUCUUACUGCACUUUGUUUUGAUCGUAACUUGUUUUCACUGUACCGUGUCAUUUCAAACAAUUUUUCUACCGUACUUUAAUGUAUCUUACUUAUAUCUGUAAAUACUUUGGCUUUGACUUUUUUUGAUUUCGCGACAGUCAGGAUUGGGUACCUUUCCCCCAAUAAGUUUUUUUUGAAAAAAAGUUGAACUUGGUCCCCCUUGUGAAUUUUUUCCACCCCCGCUCCCAGACCGAAAAUUCUCACCCGGCCCUGGCGAUCGUACUGUAUUGCUUUUACACUUUGCGUAUCGUAUUUUACUCUACAUAAAAUAAAAAUUUUCAGAAGCUUUAGACUACGUCAAACACAAAGGCGGAGUGAUUUACUUUCAAGAAGACGAAGACAUUUCGAAUUACAUAAUCAGUAACUGCCGUUUCACUCAAGUUGAAAUUGAAUUCGAUUUGCUGACAGCGCAUUUUAUGUUUCGAAAAAAUUUCAGUGGACUUGAGGACUUUUCAAAAGUCAUAGAGGAGAAUUUGCAAGAGAUAUACAACAUUAAAAAACGUUAUAUUAACCCAGAAAUGGAGAAUAUCAUAUGUGACGACUUUAAACUUGGCGAUGCUAUGAGUAGGUUUGGGGGUGUUUUUGAGGGUACUGAUAGGCUUGGGGUGUUUUUGAAGGCAGCGGUUAAGCUUAGGGAGGAAUAAGUGUUUUUGAGGGCAAGGGUAGUUUCAGGGGUAUUCUUAAGGGCAGGGGGAGGUUUGGGGGGGGGGUGUUUGAGAGCAGGGGUAGAAAUAUGAUUUUUCAAAAUUUUUAUAACCUUUUGAAUUCAUUAUCCCAAUUUCAUUUAAAAUAUAGAAAAUUUUUAAAAAAUUCGAAAACUGCAAUAACUUUCUUUACAUAAAAAACUUAUUAGUUUUUGAAAAAAUGCCAAAGUUUCUAUCCUACCCUACUGAGUCUUACUAUACCGUAUUUACCCUAAUUUACCUAACCCUGACUCCUACCCUACCCUACUGUUUCUGGGAAGAAAAUUUUCAUUUCGUUUACAUAUUAUUGAUUUUUUAGCUUUACCCUUACUUUAUCUUAUUUUUAUUUAAAACUUUACAUUUAUUUUCAAAAAUAUUUUUCAGAACUAGCACCAUACAUUGGAGUACUUAUGAUAUGUGGCAUCUUAUUAUCCAUUAGCGGUUUAGCUCUGAUCGCCGAGAUAUUCAUAUGCAAAUAUCAUCGUAGUUUGAAAUCUAGACAAAGAAAGGCUCGUAUAAUAUUUGCUAUACAAUCUCUAGAGAUUCCUAAUCAAUAA